AUGGGUGGUAAGAAGAAGAAAAAGGAAAGGAAAGGAGAUAAGAACACUAUAGUAACAUUUGCCGACCAGUAUGAUGACGAUGAGCUGCUGAGACCCUUUAAGAGUGGGGUUCCACCUUUAGAUCAACUACCCAAGAAGAGUAACCUCAAAGAUAAACAUCAAAGCUCAGGAGGUCCGCUGAGGUACGUGGAUCACACUGCUGACGAUAGGAGAGCUCCAGUAGCUAAGCAACAGCAGGUCAGAGCAGAGAGUCCUAUUGAUGGAGCGAGGAUGCCUUAUCUUACCAAUACUGAACACAACGAGCACCAAAUCAGGAUAGGACAGACAAUCCCACCGGUAAUAGUCUACGAGAACUGUGCCCCUCCAAUACCUGUAAAUGUAAGGGACCUGUUCGUGAACGCUAGACUUGGCAUUUUGUUCGGACUUCCUGGAGCUUUUACUCCCGUCUGCUCAACGAACCACCUGCCUAGUUUCUUAAAAGAUCACGACAAGUUCAAACAUCGUGGUGUUGAGAUAGUAGCCUGUGUGUCAGUAAACGACCCCUACGUUACCACAGCUUGGGGCUACUACCAGAACGCCGAUAAGAAGGUAAAAAUGUUAUCAGACGUGCUGUGUGAGUUUACUAAAAGUAUUGGGAUGGAAACUAACAUGUACGCGCAAUUAGGGGGUAUAAGAUCCAAGAGGUUCGCUAUGAUUUUAGAGAACGGAGUAGUUAAGUACCUCACAGUAGAAGAUAACCCUCAGAAGACGUCUUGUACCAUGGCUGGACAUGUACUGGAAGCUCUGGAUAAUCGUUACCACGACGCCAGUGAGGAUCACCCUUUAGCAGCGUGGUAUCACCACGGUAAAAAGAUAAGUUUCCCCCUCCUCGGAAACUAG
Bolinopsis microptera is the source of this 879-nucleotide messenger RNA. Its product is annotated as peroxiredoxin-5, mitochondrial-like. Lineage: Eukaryota; Metazoa; Ctenophora; Tentaculata; Lobata; Bolinopsidae. Gene Ontology annotation, molecular function: thioredoxin peroxidase activity. Gene Ontology annotation, cellular component: cytoplasm; peroxisome; mitochondrion. The transcript has 7 exons. The record is from RefSeq and is a predicted model, not a curated record. The coding region runs from base 1 to 879 and encodes 292 amino acids. Gene Ontology annotation, biological process: cellular response to oxidative stress; cell redox homeostasis; hydrogen peroxide catabolic process.